UCUCCUUCCCUUCCCUUCCAGAAUGUUCCCCAAAUGGCUGAAAUCACAGAAGACAAACAGUGGAAACUCCUCACCGAAAUCACCUUCGCAUUUCUCUUUCACUUCAUUCAAAGACAUCAACUCGAUCCUCAAAGAAGACGAAGCCUUCCGCUCCUACCCCUCCGUUUUCCACCGCUUCAAGCUCUCCACCUCCCUCUCCCGCUCCUUAUCGGCGAACGGCUACCGCUCCGAUGACCGUAUCGUGCUUUACUUCACUAGUCUCCGCGUUGUCCGUAAGACGUUCGAGGACUGCAAGACCGUCAGGUCGAUCCUGCGCGGAUACGGAGUGCCGAUCGACGAGCGAGAUUUGUCGUUGGACUCGAAUUCCGUCGACGAGUUGCAGGGGAUCUUCGGACGGAACGAGAUGAAGAGGUUUACAUUACCGUUGGUUUUUAUCGGCGGGAAAUACAUCGGUGGGGGCGAGGAUAUCAAGCGGUUACAUGAGUGUGGGGAACUGAAGAAGCUGAUUGGUCAGUCACCUAUUGUUGUGGGGUCCAGUGUCUGUGAUAUGUGGAGGGCUCAGAUUUGUUCUUUGUCGUGAGUGUAAUGGUAGCCAUAAGAUCUAUUGUGAAAAAUCUGGGUUUCGAACUUGUAACGAGUGUAACGUUAACGGUCUCGUUAGG
Messenger RNA from Hibiscus syriacus, 662 nucleotides. RefSeq lists its product as uncharacterized. The record is from RefSeq and is a predicted model, not a curated record. The coding region runs from base 23 to 580 and encodes 185 amino acids. Lineage: Eukaryota; Viridiplantae; Streptophyta; Magnoliopsida; Malvales; Malvaceae. The transcript has a single exon.